Messenger RNA from Dioscorea cayenensis subsp. rotundata (Guinea yam), 528 nucleotides. RefSeq lists its product as uncharacterized. The record is from RefSeq and is a predicted model, not a curated record. The transcript has a single exon. Bases 1 to 528 code for a protein of 175 amino acids. NCBI's taxonomy places the organism in Eukaryota, Viridiplantae, Streptophyta, Magnoliopsida, Dioscoreales, Dioscoreaceae.
AUGCAAAAGAGCCGAGUAGUUGCCUACCCCUCUAGGCAACUGAAACCUUUUGAGGAGAACUAUCCCACCCAUGACUUGGAACUUGCUGCGGUGAUUUUUGCUUUGAAGAUCUGGAGACACUACCUUUAUGGAGUGGUAAUGUUGAUCACUUCUCAAAGGUCUAUUUUGGAGGAGAUAAGAAGAAUGGAACUUCAGAUAGUUCUGCCGAGUGCCAGUGCUUCUCUAGCCAACAUGAUGCUACGACCUACUCUGCUAGAAAGGAUCAAGAUAGCUCAAGAAAAAGAUGAUUACCUACAGAAGAUCCGUCAAGAAGCAAAAGAUGGUUCCCAAGGUCAGUUUAGAAUCCAUGAGGAUGGUUUAAUCAGAUUUGGUGAUCGGAUUUGUGUACCAAAUGCUCUAGAUUUAAAGAAGGAGAUUUUGGAAGAAGCCCACUUUUCUAGUUAUUCAAUACAUCCUGCCAGCACAAAAAUGUACAAGGACUUGAAGUGCAACUUUGGGUGGAACAACAUGAAACGAGAGAUUGCUUAG